AUGACGUCAUUGCAGGGUGCACCUGGUGAUCAUGGAGCGCUGGGUCCCAUGGGAGAGGAGGGGAAGAGGGGAGAACGGGGUGACGCCGGGACUUCAGGCGCCGCUGGACCCAAUGGAGAGAGAGGUGCUCCUGGCAGUAGAGGUUUUCCUGGUCAGGAUGGGCUACCUGGUCAAAAGGGUGCCCAAGGUGAGCGAGGACUGGGUGGGUCAUCUGGUGCCAAAGGUGCCGAUGGUGACCCAGGACGCACUGGAGAGCCAGGUCUUCCAGGGGCACGGGGUCUGUCGGGUCUUCUCGGCUCCCAGGGUCCUGAGGGACACCAAGGACCAAUGGGAGGAGGAGGAGAGGAUGGGGGUCCAGGGCCAGCAGGGUCAGAUGGUACCAGAGGUCCAGCUGGAACCAUGGGUGUAGUAGGACCAAAAGGCUUUACUGGAGACCCUGGUAAGGCAGGAGAAGUGGGGACCCCAGGUGUUGCAGGACAGAGGGGGGUUAAUGGGAAAACUGGAGAGAUGGGCGCUGGUGGCACUGCUGGUCCAGCAGGAGUUGCAGGGAAGAGAGGAGAACAAGGACCUCCUGGUAUGAAUGGCUUCCAGGGUCUACCUGGAUCUGCUGGUCCACCUGGAGAGUCUGGGAAACCAGGUGCUGAGGGUAUCGCUGGAGAGGGAGGGGCUGCUGGUCUCACAGGGCCAAGGGGUGAGCGUGGCAUCCCAGGAGAGAGAGGUGAUGUGGGAACUAACGGACUACCGGGGCCCAAAGGUAUUUCAGGGGGGCCAGGACCAGAGGGAUCAAAGGGUGGGUCUGGAACUAAAGGAACCGUUGGGGACAUAGGAGCUGCAGGCCUGCAGGGGAUGCCAGGGGAGAGGGGUAUCCCUGGUUCUCCUGGUCCUAAAGGAGAUGUGGGUUCAGUUGGUGAGAAAGGAACCGAGGGUACUGCUGGAAACGACGGGCCCGGGGGACUUCCUGGUCCAGUUGGACCAACAGGAGGCAUUGGGCUCAAUGGUGAUAAGGGAGAGGCCGGCCCUAAAGGGCCCCCUGGACGUCGAGGAGCGCGAGCAGUGGCCGGAGCUUCUGGGGAGCCUGGUCCAACCGGUGCAGUAGGAUUCCCUGGGUCUCCUGGUCCUGAUGGGCAACCCGGGGUCAAAGGUGAACCAGGAGAGAGGGGUCAGAAGGGUGAGGCUGGAGCACAGGGACUCCAGGGAACAGCUGGUAAACUUGGUUCCCAGGGUCCUGCUGGUGUGACUGGACUAAAGGGGGCCAGAGGAACACAAGGGGCCGCGGGUGGGUCUGGUUUCCCAGGAUUCCCUGGGGGAGUUGGUCCAGCAGGCUCCGUUGGUGAGGUAGGGGUGCCUGGAGACAUUGGUACCCCAGGGAAGGCAGGUACUCCUGGACUUAGAGGCGAGAAUGGAGGCCCUGGGCGUGUAGGAGAGAGAGGGGCCCCGGGCCCGGCAGGUGCCCCAGGAGACAAGGGAGAGCCUGGAGAGGAUGGACCAGGGGGCCCUAAUGGGCCGGCGGGACCACCAGGCAUCUCAGGACAACGAGGUGUUGUGGGCAUACCUGGAGUCAGAGGAGAGAGCGGGAUGGUUGGGCCCCCCGGUACUGCUGGUGCACCCGGAAAAUCAGGUGCCCCCGGAACUCGGGGAGGCAAGGGUGCUGUCGGUGCAGUCGGGUUACCAGGGGCAACCGGACCAAGAGGGGACCUUGGUCUUACGGGUAAUGCUGGGUCUGAUGGGGUACCUGGCAAGGAUGGACUUAUAGGAGCCAGGGGAGAUAGAGGGAAUCCUGGUGCUGAGGGUCUUGCUGGAACUCCGGGGCUUCAUGGCUCUGUUGGUCCAGUCGGCACCUCUGGUGUCCCUGGGAAGAGAGGAGACAAUGGUGCUAGAGGGCCUCCAGGACCCCAGGGGCAAUCAGGGAUCCGGGGGAAGCUGGGGCCUCAAGGGCCACAGGGAGACAGGGGAGCCAAAGGAGACCAAGGAGAGAGAGGGCAGAAAGGCCACAGAGGCUUCACUGGAUUGCAAGGCUUACCUGGGACAACUGGACAAUCUGGGGAUGUUGGAGCUCGAGGAAUUGUAGGACCUACUGGACAGAGAGGGCCCCCUGGUGUGGUUGGCCCCGCGGGAGGUGAUGGCCAAAUCGGGCUGACCGGGCCCAUGGGCUCCCCUGGAUCAAGAGGAACCAGUGGAGACAUCGGACCUCAGGGGCCUCCUGGGGAUGCUGGUCCCCCUGGUCCCCCAGGGACCCCUGGCCCUCCCACUGCUGGGGCUGAUAUGUUCGGCUUCAGCAGCUCCUUCGACUACGACUACGGCGAGGACCAGGAUGGACCACCUCCACCCCCAGAGUUUAACGGGGAUGAAUCAGCCCCCCCUCAACCCCCUCCAGAGUCCAACUGGAACGACUCCGGCCCCCAUCCCCCUCCAGAGUUCAACGAGGAUGAGGCGCGUCCCAAUAAUGCCUCGACCGUCCUCGGGGCAGACCAGAGCGUCCAGACCACGCUGAAGAGCCUCAGUGGAAACCUGCAGAACAUGAAGUGCCCCGAUGGCAGCCAGGCCAACCCCGCCAAAACCUGCCAAGACAUCAAGCAGUGCCAUUCCCUUAAAAAGACUGGAGACUACUGGCUGGACCCCAACCAGGGCAGUACCAAGGAUGUUAUCAAGGUGUUCUGCAACAUGGAGACUGGUGAGACCUGCAUCUCAGCCCACCCCAUCUCAGCCAGCAUCCCUCGCAAAACAUGGUGGACCAAAUCCACUCCCACUGCCAGCAAACCUGUCUGGUUUGGAGCAAAUAUGAAUGGAGGAACUAAAUUUAGCUACGGCAACAAGGAGGAGCUGCCCAACGCCGUAACCAUUCAGAUUAGGCUGAUCCGCCUGCUUUCUAAGGAGGGUGUCCAGAAUGUCACCUACCACUGCAAGAACAGCGUGGCCGUGAAUGACGGAGCCACAGGCAACCUGAAGAAGGCUCUGAUCCUCAAGGGCUCCAACGGACAGGAGGUCAAGGUUCAGGGCAACUCCCGCCUCAGAUACACUGUCCUGGAGGAUGGCUGCUCUAAAUCGAAUGGAGACUGGGGCAAGACUGUGAUUGAGUACAGAACUCAGACGCCAGCCAGACUACCUAUCGUAGACUUGGCCCCCAUGGACAUAGGCAAGGAGGAUCAGGAGUUUGGCCUGGACAUCGGACCUGUGUGUUUCUCCUAAACCCAACACACAUGGAUGGAUGGAUUGAUUUAUUUAACCCUAUGAGGAGUGAUUUUUUAGAACGCCAUCCUCCAUUCUGUUUAAAGAGGCAAUCUGGAUUUCAAACAAGAAAAAAACACUCACUUUUUAGUUACAUUCUUCAAGAAUCAAUGGCUAUAUAUCACUCAUUUAAAAGAUUGCCCCUUGAAGAAUUAGGUUUCAGUUCAAUAACUAAUACUGAACAACAACCCCUUGUGAUGUCAUCAAUUAGAAUCGGUUGGAAUGUUGUCGUCCAUUCUCCUCCAAAGGGUUAAACAUUCCCAAGACUCUUGGACUACCUGCUGAAGCGAUCAGCUUUGUACAUAAAGGCAGGGCGGAGAAACGACAGUACAGUAUAUGUCCUGCCUGCUACUAAAAUAUUUAUUGCUUCUUUCCAAGAAACAACUAAAGUUGUUAGUGCAAUGGUACUGGUAGUAAUUACUAUUGAAGAAUGCAGGUGUAUUGUAUUAAGAAGAUUGUGUCAUGAUGGAGUUUCAGGGCCUGAAGGUUUCAGCUUGUUAAAAACAUGACAAUUUAUGGAACUUAAGUGUCAGUGUCGUAUGACGUUCCAUCAUACAUUUCUUUACCAGUUUCUCAGUGAAUGCCACUAAAUAGAUAUACUGUCACUUGAUGUAGAGACAAAACAACAACAAUUGUAUUCCUUUUUCUAAUGUAAAUGCAACAUAAGAAUGUCAAUUGCUCGUCACACGUUUAUUAUUCCUGUUUAUUAUUGAUAUGAUGAUAUUUUCUUCUGUCGACUGAUGGUGUUACACCCAAUAAAAUGAAUCUCAUGCCCUG
Messenger RNA from Salvelinus fontinalis (brook trout), 4002 nucleotides. RefSeq names its product collagen alpha-2(V) chain-like. The record is from RefSeq and is a predicted model, not a curated record. NCBI's taxonomy places the organism in Eukaryota, Metazoa, Chordata, Actinopteri, Salmoniformes, Salmonidae. The coding region runs from base 1 to 3186 and encodes 1061 amino acids. Gene Ontology annotation, molecular function: extracellular matrix structural constituent. The transcript has 31 exons.